AUGGCCGAUGCACAGUUCGAUAGCGCGCUCGAUCUUCUUCGGCGUCUGAAUCCCCGCGAUACCAAGAAGAAUCUCCAAUCCAUCACCUCAAUCGUCCCUGACCUUACCGAAGACCUCCUUGCCUCUGUUGACCAGCCCCUGGAGAUUCGCAAAUGCCCCCAAACCAGCCGUGACUACCUGCUCUGUGAUUACAAUCGCGACGGCGAUAGUUAUCGAUCACCAUGGAGCAACGAGUUUGACCCUCCUCUCGAGGACGGAACGGUGCCCAGUGAGCGGGUGCGCAAGCUCGAAGUCGCGGCCAAUGAGUCCUUUGACGUAUACCGCGAGCUCUACUACGAGGGCGGCGUUGGCAGCGUGUACUUUUGGGAUCUGGACGACGGAUUUGCGGGUGUGAUUCUGUUGAAGAAGGGGGUGACACCCGGCUCCCAGAGCUCCGGUGAAUGGGACAGCAUUCAUGUCUUCGAGGCCACCGACCGGGCACGCAUGUCCCACUACAAGCUCACUAGUACCGUGAUCCUGCACCUGGCCAACGAGAACCAGGCACUCGGCGAAAUGGACCUGAGCGGCAAUAUGACCCGUCAGGUUGAGGCUGACUUGCCCGUUGAGUCGGACGCGAGCCACAUCGCUAAUGUUGGUAGACUGGUUGAGGAUAUGGAACUGAAGAUGCGGAACUUGCUACAGGAGGUUUACUUCGGCAAGGCUAAGGAUGUUGUGGGUGAGCUUCGCAGUCUGACGCCGUUGUCCGAGACAAAUCGGGACCGCGCGACGCAGCUGGAGAUGAUCAAAUCCAUGCAGAAGUAA
Messenger RNA from Penicillium maclennaniae, 801 nucleotides. It is a transcript of the gene cap2, whose product is annotated as F-actin-capping protein subunit beta. NCBI's taxonomy places the organism in Eukaryota, Fungi, Ascomycota, Eurotiomycetes, Eurotiales, Aspergillaceae. Gene Ontology annotation, biological process: barbed-end actin filament capping; cell morphogenesis; actin cytoskeleton organization. The record is from RefSeq and is a predicted model, not a curated record. Gene Ontology annotation, molecular function: actin filament binding. The coding region runs from base 1 to 801 and encodes 266 amino acids. The transcript has 5 exons. Gene Ontology annotation, cellular component: cytoplasm; actin cortical patch; F-actin capping protein complex.